AUGUGCGACGACACCAGCGACGGUUUACAUGAGCCCUUUUAAGAGCGAUGAACGAUGGCUACAUCAACAACAACAACAACAAACAUAGCUAUAAAACAAGCUUUGAAAUCCCACUUUGGGUUUGACAAAUUUCGCUCGAAAGUACAGGAAGAUGUCGUCAAGGCAGUCGUUAAAGGUGACGUUGACGUGUUCGUGUGCAUGCCGACUGGAGCAGGAAAGUCCCUCUGUUACCAGCUGCCCGCUGUCAUGGCUGAGGGCAUUACUCUGGUUAUAUCCCCGCUAAUCGCGCUCAUUCAGGACCAAGUGGACCACCUGAAGAGUCUGAACAUCCCCGCCUGCUCCAUCAACUCCAAGCUGGCGGCAGGCGAGCGUCAUCUGAUCCUGGCUGACUUGGGGAGCAGCAGCCCCAAGCUGAAGCUGCUCUAUAUUACUCCCGAGAUGGUGGCCUCUCCCUCGUUCCAGCCCUGCCUUACCGGCCUGGUCUCCCGCGGCCUGCUGUCUUACCUGGCUGUGGACGAGGCUCACUGCGUCUCCCAGUGGGGACACGACUUUAGGCCAGACUACCUCAAACUGGGAAAUCUGCGCGGACGCUUGCCGGGGGUUCCCUGUUUGGCCUUGACGGCAACGGCGACCAAGAAUGUACAGGAGGACAUCGCUCGGUCCCUGAAGCUUCACUCGCCACUGUCUUUCGUCACACCUGUCUUCCGCAAUAACUUGCACUACGAUGUGAUCUUCAGGGAGCUGCUGCCGAACCCUUACGCCCACCUGUACGCCUUCAUUCUGGAGGCACUGGCGGUGGACAGCGGCGCUAAUCGGCAGGGCUGUGGGAUUGUGUACUGUCGGACCAGGGAUGGCUGUGAAACAGUGGCUCACGAGCUGACCAAGCUCGGAGUCUUGUCCAAACCGUAUCACGCAGGUCUGAGAUCAGCAGAUCGCACAGAGGUCCAGAACGAGUGGAUGCAGGGGGAGGUGCUGGUUAUUGUAGCCACCAUCAGCUUUGGCAUGGGAGUCGACAAAGCCAAUGUCAGGUUUGUAGCUCACUGGAACCUCGCCAAGUCCCUGGCGAGUUACUACCAAGAGUCUGGGCGAGCGGGGAGAGACGGACUGCCCUCCUCCUGUCGCACGUACUACUCCCCGAAAGACAAGGAGCAAAUUAACUUCCUCAUCCGCAAGGAUUUGGCCCGCAAACAGAAAAAGCGCGGCUCUUCGAAGGACGCCGACAAAGCGUCCAUCAAGGACUUCGAUGCCAUGGUGUCGUUCUGUGCUCAAGAAUCUUGUCGCCACGCCACCAUCUCCAAGUUCUUUGGGGACCAGACGCCGAACUGCGCCGGCGCCUGCGACUACUGCCGCAACCCCAAAGCCGUGCGCGCCCAGCUGGAGCGGGGGGCGGUCCUCAGCACCACGACGGUCCGGGCGCAGAGCCAAGCGGCGCCCGGACCGUUCGGCUUCCAGCGAGACCUCUACGAAGGAGGGAGGAAGGGCUACGGCUUCGAAAGGUUUGACGAAGAGGGCGGAAGCAGUGGUGAAGAAGAUGGCGGCUCGAAGAGGAAGAAGCAGUUCACACACCUCUUCAAGCAGCAGAUGAACAUCCGGAAGGUGACAAUAGAGGGUCAGAGGGACGACUUUGUUCCUCCAGACGCUGACUGCCCACUCAGAGAGGCCAGCAGCCAGAGGAUCCCCAGACUCACUGUGAAGGCCCGAGAGCACUGCCUGUGCCUCUUGCAGGAAGCUGUCUAUGGCCACCAGGGGGCAGCAGACGCAUUGGAUGACACCCGGUCUCUAGCAGCCGAUCUUGAACACGCGGUCUUCAAGAGCACCAAGUCCUCCAACGUGUACAAAGCUGCCGUCCUGAAGAAGGUAUCGGAGCUGAAGAAAACGGCACCGGGAGAAAAGGGAGACGGUGUCAAGGCUGACAGCAGCAGCGAAAAUGAGACCAAACUCAAAGAGGAGACGCCCUCGUCGUCUUCCUGCUCCGCUCCUGAGGAGCUGCAGGGCUUCACAUCUGCAUCUGAGGUCUACUCUAUGAAGCGUAAGAGAGUCGGAGCGGGCGUGAGAGGAUCGUCCGACCCCUUCCUGGCGGCGAAGGAGCUGCUGAAGACCUCCUCGUCGGACACGUUGUCUGACAAGAGCGGCGGGUUUUUCAACGGCAGCUCCGGAGAGGCGAGCGGCGAUGCGUCUUCGGCGGUAACGUCGUCCAUCAGAGCGAAUGCCGCCGCCGCCCUCAACAGCCCGUCGAAGGCCGGUCGACCCCUGAGCAAGAAGCAGCAGAAAAUAGCCGAGGCGGCAAAGAGCUCCCGCAACAUUUCCCUGUAUUUUGCGAGGAAGGAAACGACGGAGAAAAGCGACGAGGAGGCGGAGACGCCGAGGGGACUUGAUGAGGGACACUCGCCUGUCACCGGGGAAGACACGGAGGUCCGUCCUGUGGAGACUCUGGACCUGAUCCCAGAUAUAAGUAAGAUAGUUCUACACGAUGAGGAUGAGGACGAAGAGGAGGAAGCGCCUACGAUGGAGACGUUGGAGCUGCAGCGGCUUCCGGACGCACCUGAGGGGAAUAUCAAGUCCACCGCAGAACCCAGCGAAGCAGAGAAAGAAGAUAAACCAGAGAAACGAGGGUUGACGGGUGAUAUGAAAGCGGACAGAGGGUCGUCUCCGCCGGCGAAGCGCAACCGCCCCACAGAGAGAAAAGUAACCUUCAACCCCGACGUGCAGGAGAGGGCCCUGCAGCCCGCCAACGAGCCCCCCGAGCCCGUGACGCUGAAGGAAGCGGCCGACAUCGUGGUCCGCUGCCUGGACCCCUUUUACACCAGGGGCAAGUUUGCCAACAAGGAGUUGUUUAAGUCCUUCGCCCGCUACCUAUCUCACCUUCUCGCGGAGCGGCGCAGCAGGGGGAAAGUCCUCGUGAAAGCGGAAGCCAAAGCGCUCAUCAAGAGGUUCUUCGGCGGAGUGGAGCGCUGCGAGAGCGAGGCCGACUGGAAGCAGCUCAAGAGGUGUGAAAGCACAGAGAGCAAGGAGUGACGGGAAGCGGACACCUGGUGGCUUCGGGGGUCAAGCCCCUCCUCUUUUGUCAGUGCCUACAACUUUUCUCUCGUCCCUGUGAACUCGGGCUUCACCACAGACGCCGGGCAACGAGGGUUCUGCUAGAGUUCUGCUUUUUUUUCUCAGCCCCGUUUCUGCAGCUUAUGUCAAUAAUGAAGCGAUAACGUGUGGGCGGUGACCGCCGGAGAGAGCAGGGGCCGAACUGUGUGAAGCUAAUGAGUGUUCCUAUGAUUCAGCUGUUUACUGAACAUUGUGAGUAGUUUUGUUUUCUUCCUUUUCUUCGUUUCAAGUAGAUUUUUAUACUGAGGUGAAAUGAAUGGAACGCAGAGGCCUCUUAGGACUCGCUCAGCACUCAACACAAAGUACAGCUGAGGCUCCUGAGAAUGUCGUGAGUUAUGCGGGUGAUUGGUCAUAAACUGAUUUUUUAUUUUGACCGGAUGUUGCGAGAUGAAAGGUCAGGGGAUGAGGGGUCAUCCUCUGGGGAUCAUCUACUCUACUCUAAUCUCUCAACUGUGUUUGUAGAUAUUUCUGUCGGAUGUUUCCCCCCCACAGGGUGUCCCGCAUGGCUGGAAACACGUUGAGGGGACGGUUGACCGGUUGAAGUAAAUGGAUAUGAAACAUACAGGAACACUUAUUUGACAAUAACCAGUUCUGGGAGCCUGAUAGAUGUUUUUUAUUUUAUUUAUUUUUUACUGUUGCUACAUAUUUUGUCUUUAGCUGCUGGACUGCAAAACAAAGCAAAUGUACAUCAACGAGAUAUUGUGCGAUGUGAAACUUGUGUGUUUUGUAUGUUAAAGAUGAGCUGGAUUUAUUGUA
Molecule: messenger RNA, 3852 nt
Organism: Pseudoliparis swirei
Lineage: Eukaryota; Metazoa; Chordata; Actinopteri; Perciformes; Liparidae
Gene: recql5
Product: RecQ helicase-like 5
Exons: 19
Coding region: 55-3015 (986 amino acids)
Biological process (GO): double-strand break repair via homologous recombination
Cellular component (GO): chromosome; cytoplasm
Molecular function (GO): ATP binding; nucleic acid binding; four-way junction helicase activity
Source: RefSeq, a predicted model, not a curated record